AUGUUGCUUAUAACUCGUCUCGCCGCCGCAGCCACGCUGGGGCUAUCCUUGAUCGAUUUCGCAGCUUCGCUCUCUGGGCGGAUCGUACACGAAUCUCGUAGCGCCGUCCCGGCUGGCUGGGCGCCUGUCCGACGCGCUGAGCCACACUUGAUUCUGCCUCUGCGCUUUGGCCUUGCGCAACCAAACCUCGAGAACAUCGAGCAGUACCUCCUUGACGUCUCCCACCCUGCGUCCCCAAACUAUGGCAAACACUGGAGUCCUGCGAAGGUUGCCGAAACGUUUCGCCCGGCUGCUGAGAGCGUCGACGUCGUGCGCGAGUGGCUCGUUGACAGCGGGUUGGAGGAGAAGCGCAUCAAGCUGAGCGAAAGCGGAGGGUGGCUGCAGGUCGCCGUCACUGUGGAGGAGGCCGAGGAUCUACUCGCAACCGAAUACUUUGUAUACCAAUUUGGCGAGGAAGGCAAGGCGGAGCACAUCGCAUGCGCGAAGAAAUACCAUCUUCCCGAACACGUUUCGAAGCAUGUAGAGCUGAUAACGCCAACUUUGCACUUUGACGUCAAACCCCAGCGCGGCCAGACACAGUUCGGAAAACGUAAUCAGCCUUCAGGCAACGCUCACUCCGUAGGCCAGCCGGGUUUUGGGCCAAGCUUCCCCAAGACCACCGGCACGAUCGAGAAAAUACUGACUGAACUCGUCGACUGCGACGAGCAAAUCACGCCUGUUUGCCUUCGUGCUCUGUAUAAUUUCGUGUACGAACCGCUUGUGCCCGAAAAGAACACAAUUGCGAUCGUCGAAUAUACCCCGCAAGCGUAUGUGCCGAGUGAUUUGGACAUGUUCUUUGCGAACUUCUCGCCAAGCCAAGUCGGGGAAAGGCCGGUUCUGUUCAGCAUUGAUGGAGGGUUCGUGCAAAGCAACCAGACCGGGUUCGGCUACAACGGUGAGUCGAACCUGGAUUUGGAGUACUCCAUGUCCCUUGUGGGCCCUACGCAGCCCGUGCAGCUCUACCAAACUGGAGAUGAUGUAGAAGGGGCUUCCUUCAACAACUUGCUCGAUGCUCUCGACGCGUCCUACUGCACGUUUGAAGGCGGUGACAGUCCGACAUAUGAUGCAACCUAUCCCGACCCCGACGGAGGAUACCAAGGGCCUCAGGCUUGCGGCACAGUUACACCAGCCUACAUCAUGUCAACGUCAUAUUCGUACAACGAGGCUGACCUGACGCCAUUCUAUAUGGAACGGCAGUGCACCGAGUAUGCGAAGCUGGGAUUGAUGGGAAUGACCAUCCUGUACUCUUCCGGAGACUUUGGUGUUGCCGGGUAUGAAAAUUCCUGUCUCGAGCCCAAUGGAACGCAAGCCAUCGGCGCUCCCAUAUUCAACCCGACCUUUCCUUCUACGUGUCCGUACGUUACCAGUGUCGGCGCGACGCAGGUCAGCCCGGGGAGAACGGUCUGGGAACCGGAGAGCGCUGCGGAUCAGGUCAUCUACUCCAGCGGCGGGUUCUCCAACGUGUUCCCGAUCCCUGAGUACCAAAAGGCUGUAGUAGAGAGCUACUUGAAGAACUACCCUCCGCCUUACCCAUCCUACCUCUACAACUCGACGGGCAGCUCGCGUGCAUUCCCUGACCUCUCGGCGAAUGGUGUGAACUACGUCGUGGCGCUGGACGGCACCUACUGGCUCGUCUACGGCACUUCGUGCUCCUCGCCUGUCACUGCUGCAAUCCUCUCCGCCGUGAAUGAUGCGCGGCUCGCCGAUGGCAAGGGGCCUAUCGGGUUCAUCAAUCCCACGAUCUACACGUCUACGUUCAUGGCCGCGUUUCACGAUAUUACGAAUGGCACUAACCCAGGGUGCGGCACCGAGGGAUUCUACGCUGAGCCAGGCUGGGACCCUGUCACCGGUGUCGGCACACCUGACUUCCCAAAACUUCUCGCGCUCUGGCUGGAGCUGCCUUGA
Laetiporus sulphureus 93-53 is the source of this 1944-nucleotide messenger RNA. RefSeq names its product subtilisin-like protein. The transcript has 10 exons. Gene Ontology annotation, biological process: proteolysis. Gene Ontology annotation, molecular function: tripeptidyl-peptidase activity; serine-type endopeptidase activity. Bases 1 to 1944 code for a protein of 647 amino acids. Lineage: Eukaryota; Fungi; Basidiomycota; Agaricomycetes; Polyporales; Laetiporaceae. The record is from RefSeq and is a predicted model, not a curated record.